This is a messenger RNA of Penaeus chinensis, 1688 nucleotides long. RefSeq lists its product as uncharacterized. Gene Ontology annotation, molecular function: chitin binding. The record is from RefSeq and is a predicted model, not a curated record. The coding region runs from base 339 to 1427 and encodes 362 amino acids. NCBI's taxonomy places the organism in Eukaryota, Metazoa, Arthropoda, Malacostraca, Decapoda, Penaeidae. The transcript has 3 exons. Gene Ontology annotation, cellular component: extracellular region.
UUACCUGCAGUCAACGAUCAUUACCUCAAUUUCGCUUUGUCGGCGAAGACCACAGCCUCGCAUUCAUAUGUGAAAAAAACCCAAAUGGGUUUUAUUGUGCAGAUUGCAAAACUCUCGUGAACUGCAUUGAUGGAAGUGCAUUUCCUUAUACCUGCGAAAACCAGACCAGAUGUGACGACAGACGGACGUUUGGGGGUGGCGUGUGCUACCCAGAACACCCUCAGCAAUGUUAUUGUCAAACAAAGCACUCGUUUCACGUAGAUUUAUACGACGAUCGGAAAUUCUUCUAUUGCGAGAACGUAAAGGCUGAAUACGAUAUCUUCCAGUGCCCCAACGAAAUGAUCUUUGUGGAGGACGAAAUUCUGUGUAACACGCGCUCAGGCUUGCCGAGGUGUAGGUACAUGGGCAUCUUCUCGUAUAUUCCCGACUGCAGAAGGUACUACGUCUGCAUCCUCACCCUGACAGGAUGGGUACAGAAGGCUUUCAGGUGCCACAAUGACAGCGCCCUCGGUGACCUCAUGUUCAAUCAAGUCUCUGGGGAGUGCGAGGACCCUUGCACUUGGACCGCGAAGGAGUUCUCCUGCCAGAGAGAGGGUCGGUUUGGGGAUAUCAUCAGCUGCCGUAUAUACCAUGAAUGUGUUGCCAUGCCCUACGGAUUCCGGCAUGUGAAGCACGAGUGUCCCUUGGGCUACACCUGGGAUCCUACAGCUCACAACGGCUACGGCCUUUGUGUUCUGGCCGAGACCAACACUGGGUGCGCCGUGGACAACUCCACACUCAAUUUGUGUAUUAUACCUGAAACUAGAUGUCCCUAUGUCGCAGCUGGAAAUUCAUCUUUCCUUUUACCUCCCGACGAGAUUGAGCCACCCAUUACCAUCAGUGUUUUAGACAUUUUGCACAACACAGAGCCUCCAGUACCGCCUCAAACAAUACCACCUCCGGAGUACACCACGAUGCCUGCAGAGACUACGACAGAUGUUGAGUCCUUGCAGAAUUUAGAAUUUUCUUUCCAAGAAGAUGAUCGAUCAAGCCAGUGUCCCGAGCCGUUUGACCUAGUAGCCGGCGAUUGCGUCCUGGUCUCGGGAGAGGAUGAGAGGCGCAACUACACCGGGGCCAUGGAGUACUGCGGCCGGCUGGGAGCAGGCCUGGCCUCGCCCUCCGACUUGAUGGCGCUAAGGAACUACGUCUUGCUUCAGCUGGGUGUGAUUCACGUCCGGGUCGGCGCAACCCGCAGCCCCGAACUAGCAGCCUGGUCCUGGCCCGACGGAAGACCUGUCCCGUCCGCGGCCUGGGGUCCUUGGCAGCCUGACAAUGCUGGGGGUCAGGAGUACUGCACCACGCUCAACACCAACCUGUGGUGGAAUGGACCUCUCAAUGACUUCAGUUGUAAUGGCCUGUAUGCCUUUGUGUGUCAGUAUGGGGUGUGAUUCUUCUGCCAGUGUUUUUGUGUUUGUGUUGUGCUGUCAUUCUCGGUAUCUUCAUUUUUGAUAUGGCACUUUUUCUUAAUUGUUAGAUUUCAAGAUUUUAUUUCUCCGUUUCUUAACUAAACCUUUACUGUUAAUUGUAAAACUGUUUUUAACAAUAUGUUGGUCAAGUCACUUUUUUACAAAUUAUUUGUAUGAAAGCACAAACAUUCAUAACGAUAAAAGGCGAAAGUUUUGUAUGCUAUAAUAAUACAUGAUUUCUUA